AUGAUUAAUGUUGUUGUAGGAAGUAACGAGAAAUCAUUAGCAGCUGUACAACUUUAUCGAAGAGCUGGCAAAUAUUUGGAAGCAGCUCGUAUUAUUUUUGAUGUUGCAAAUGAUGAACGUAUGAAGCAAGCUGAAAUUUUACGCUUAAAAAAACUUUACGUAAUGGGCGCUCUUCUUAUUGAACAGUAUCACGAACAAAACAAAUCAGAAAUUGCUAAGGAGUCAAUGAAAAAAUCAGAUACUGAAAUAGCUCUGAAAGGAUUGCUAGAAAUGGAUUGUAAAAUUUCACUUGCUGAUAGCACUCUCAUUGAUAAUGCAUGGCGUGGUGCUGAAGCAUAUCAUUUUUAUAUGCUUGCACAUCGGCAACUCUAUAGCGGUGAUAUGGAUAAAGCAAUGACGACAGCCCUACAUUUGACGGAUUAUGAAGAUCUUAUCGAUCCGGCCGAAAUUUAUUCUCUUCUUGCUUUAUCGAGUUGCGCUGCGCGACAGUUUGCAGUAUGCAGUCGUGCAUUCAUUAAACUAGAAAGUUUGGAAACAUUUGCAGCAGAUGAGAAGGAAACUUAUAAAAAACUUGCAAUAAAAAUUUUUACUAAAUAUCCACCGAAAGAUACACGAAUGAAUAAGGUGGAAUGUACGAGCUGCUAUGCACAAAUUCAAGAUUAUUGUCAAGUAUGCCCAUCGUGUGAUAUUAAAUUUCCAACAUGUGUGGCAACCGGUCGACCACUUCUUGGUCAUCAGUUUUGGCUUUGCCAAACUUGCAAACAUCGUGCCUAUGAGGAGGAAAUUAAUUUAUUGCAAUUUUGCCCAUUAUGUCAUGCGAAGCUAUGA
Messenger RNA from Acanthocheilonema viteae, 828 nucleotides. The record is from the annotation of a GenBank genome assembly. NCBI's taxonomy places the organism in Eukaryota, Metazoa, Nematoda, Chromadorea, Rhabditida, Onchocercidae.